GAGUGAUUUCGACUUUUAUUUUGAAAAUCCCACUCGUCAGCCAAUCAGCGUUAAGCCGGAAGUUAUGAAGUUAUGAAAACAAACGCGCUCCACACCCUGAAGAUACGGACCAGCACUUUCAGCACCUGUGGACCAAUCAUGUUGAAGGCCGUGGGACAAGCUUUAUUCUCAACUGGACUGCAGAAUCCCAAGUUUACAGCAGAGGAGAAGCAGGGACAAGACUAUGAGGUCCGUACAUACCACGCCACUAAAUGGGUGAGCACGUCUCUGAAAGGGAUGGACAUGGACCAGGCCAUGAAUACUGGCUUCCGCAGGCUUUUCAAGUACAUCAGUGGCACAAAUCAGAACAAUGUGAAAGUGGAGAUGACGGCCCCGGUGACAGGCUUCGUGGAACCUGGAGCUGGACCUGCAUGUGAAUCUCAGUUCACCGUGUCCUUCUACAUCCCAGAGGAGCAUCAGGAGAAUCCACCUCAGCCCAGCGACCCGGACGUCUUCAUAGAGCAGCGCAAAGAGUUCACGGCUUAUGUCAGGACCUAUGGAGGUUUUUCCAAUGAGCAGUUGAAGCGCGACGAGCUUCAGAAGCUCCUGGAGAGUCUGAAGCGCGAUGGAGUGGAAUACGUGGACCAGCCGUACUACGUGGCAGGUUACGACAGCCCCUUCAAACUGAUGAACCGCCGCAACGAGGUCUGGAUCCUCAAGAAGCAGCCGGAGUAGACGGGUCAAAGGUCGCACACAGAAUGACACAGUAACACAAAGGGAUUUUUACUCGAUUAACGGAGAUUCACACAGAUUAGCAGCCUUUAUGAGUGUGUAAUGGCAGAAACACUAACAGGAUCAUAUGAAUGAAGCUUCAAGUCACAAUAACUAGUCAUAUUUACUGUUAAUAAGACGUUACUGAAUGAUAGGCUCAUUGAAAAACUGAGAACAGGAUGGACUCGAAAGCUCUAUUUACACAAGACUAGUUUUACCCUGUGGACCUCUGGUGGUUUGGAAAUGAACCCCCCAUGUUUGUGUUCAGAUAAGAUGAGCAAAGUCUGUUUUUUAUUAGAAUUUACUGACAUUAUUCCACAUUUAUGAUGUCAAAGGUAGAUUUUCCUCUUACAGAGAACUGGCGAAAGACAGAAAAAUAUUCCCACUGUAGCUGUCAUCGUGUCAUCCCUCCGUCUUUUCAGAUGUCGCUGUUUGUUUACUCUUUCAGUGCGUAUUUAUGUAAUACCAGAACAUGAGCCUCUUGGAUUUCCUUUUGUCAUCAUCAGUGCAGCAUUCAUCAUCUUUGACCUAGAAAUGGGCUGAAUAAAUACACAUAGGAAACAAAAAAACAUCCCAAAUCCCACCAAAUUAAAAAAGAAGUGGAUUUGCAAAGGACUAAUAAUAUUACCGAAUGUCUGUGUUUGGGGAAAUAUCCUAAUUUAUAAUGGGAUUUUUACUUGAUAAAUUACAGACCAGGCUGAUUUAUAUUGGAUUAAAAUCAUAGUCAUGGAAAAAUUUUUUUAGACCACCCCUUGUUUUCUUCAAUUUCUUGUUCAUUUCAAUGCGUGCUACAACUAUAGAUACAUUUGUUUGGACAAA
Molecule: messenger RNA, 1569 nt
Organism: Sphaeramia orbicularis (orbiculate cardinalfish)
Lineage: Eukaryota; Metazoa; Chordata; Actinopteri; Kurtiformes; Apogonidae
Gene: hebp2
Product: heme binding protein 2
Exons: 5
Coding region: 73-714 (213 amino acids)
Cellular component (GO): cytoplasm
Molecular function (GO): heme binding
Source: RefSeq, a predicted model, not a curated record